This is a messenger RNA of Camellia sinensis, 1399 nucleotides long. Its product is annotated as putative membrane protein At4g09580. Lineage: Eukaryota; Viridiplantae; Streptophyta; Magnoliopsida; Ericales; Theaceae. The record is from RefSeq and is a predicted model, not a curated record. Gene Ontology annotation, biological process: autophagosome assembly.
GGAAAGGGAGAGGAAAGACGGGAAAAAAACCAGGGGAGUGUCCCAACAGGAAAGAAACUUCCCACACCAAUAACAACAUUAUUUAUGAAACCUUGUUAGGGAUCCCUCACUUUCUCUCUCUCUCUCUCUCUCUCUCCACCUAACAAUCGAAUUCCCAAAUUUUUAUUUUUUUAAAAAAUUGAAUUUUGGGAUUUUGGUUGAUAAUGGAGGGGAGAGAGCAGGUAGAGAACGUCAAUGGCGGUGGCAGUGUUGUAAAUAGACCGUCGCAGAAGUUUCCGUUGACGUUUUGGGAUAUGGCGGCCGCAUCCGGCGUCGUAUUGAGCUUCGGAGUAGGGCUUCUCUGCGUCUAUCUCACGAUGCCCGCAUCGGAUUACAGCUUCCUCAAACUCCCUCGUAGUCUCCAAGAUCUCCAAAUCCUCAGAGAUCACCUUGAGAACUACACAAGUGACUACACUAUACAAGUCCUCGUGGGGUACUGCAUGGUCUACAUUUUCAUGCAGACUUUUAUGAUUCCUGGUACUGUUUUCAUGUCAUUGCUCGCCGGUGCCCUUUUUGGAAUCUUUAAAGGCGUAGCACUGGUUGUGUUCACUGCCACUGCCGGUGCUUCUUCUUGCUUUUUCCUUUCCAAAUUGAUCGGUCGGCCCCUUGUCUUCUCUCUCUGGCCCGACAAACUUACAUUCUUCCAAACACAGGUGGCUAAAAGAAAAACAAGUUUGUUGAACUAUAUGCUUUUCCUAAGAGUCACCCCAACCUUGCCAAAUACAUUUAUUAACGUGGCGUCACCAAUCGUUGAUGUGCCUUACCAUAUCUUCUUCCUUGCAACCUUCAUUGGGAUUGUUCCUGCUGCUUACGUCACUGUCCGGGCUGGAAUAGCUCUCAGUGACUUGCAAUCAAUUGGCGACCUUUACGACUUCAACUCAAUAGCCACUCUGUUCCUUAUCGGGGUUGUAUCAGUUACCCCUACACUGAUGAACAAGAACAAAUCAUAGAAUUCGUCAGCUGAAACAGAGUCUGCUUAACAUGGUCUCCUUGGUCUCCAAGCAAAACUGAUUAUCACUACAUAUCUGUACAGAUUAGCAUAUCAAACAAUUGCGAUAUGUAGCAUUAUUAUAUAGCUAUAGAUCUCAUCAGUGCCGAAGCUGCAGCAAUUGGAGGUGGUAUUGAGUAGGGUUUGGAAAAUGGUUCCUCUUCAUUGUAUUGUGUAUUGUAUUGUUGGGAUGGGGGGGAAAAGAAUUAGUACAUCAUUGGGAUGUUAUCUGAGACUAUUGUUGUGGAGGGUGGUUAUCAAAUUGUAAUAUAAUUGGGGACAAACUAGUGAUGUUUCUUUGGAAGACCAUUGGGGGCUUUAAACUUCCACCACUUGGAAUAGGAAAACAAAAUAUUUGUCAUUUUGGUGUUA